Trichoderma harzianum CBS 226.95 is the source of this 594-nucleotide messenger RNA. RefSeq lists its product as hypothetical. Bases 1 to 594 code for a protein of 197 amino acids. NCBI's taxonomy places the organism in Eukaryota, Fungi, Ascomycota, Sordariomycetes, Hypocreales, Hypocreaceae. The transcript has a single exon. The record is from RefSeq and is a predicted model, not a curated record.
AUGAAGCGCGGUCGCAAGUAUCUUGUACUUGCCAUUCUGGUCGAUCGCCCUUGCCUGCAUCUGGUGAGUCAGUGCGAGAGAGGUGCACUAUCAACUGCACUGUCACUGUCACUGUCACCUCAACACCAUCAAAUCGUCAUUUUUGCUGCUAAUGCUGGUUAUUUUUACGACCAUGUAUCUCGUCCUUCCACUCGAAACGGCCCAGUGCCAGCACACUGGCGCGAAUCCCCUGACAUUUCUGCCCUUCCAAAAAUUCCCAUCUGCUGUCUUGGCCCGAACACAGCGGCCUAUCGGCGACCACAGCCGCCGAUUCGAAGCACAACCCCCUUGAGGCGAGUUCAGCUUUGCAUACGGGUGCAGGUCCAACGCCAAUCACAGGCCAAGAUCGGGAUGGAUUCUGGCAGCACAUUCACUGCCACGGCCACCCUCAGCCCUGCGUCGCCAGACGAGGUCGGCGUCUAUUCAACCCAAUCGAGUCGAGGACACUGCAUGCUGGGCUGCUCCCCGCCUCAGGCUAGUUCCAGGCCACGACAAAAGAUCAUUGGCAUAGCGGUGCAAGCCACAGCCCUCUGGUCAACGGCUGUCGACUGGUGA